AUAUUAUCCACAUUUUGUCUGGUUGGGAGCCAUCAAAAUCAAGUUUUUGACUUCUGGAUUAGUGAAUGUGAGGAUCAGACAUAUAAAACAGCAGUACAGGAACUGUCUUAGGUAUUAUUUUAGGAGGAGAAAACUAUUUAGUGCAACACACACGUUGAACCGAGAAGUUACAGAAGGUUAGUGGAUUAUAAUUCGAGCGUAGAUCAUACUUCCUCUGUUCCAUAUUACUUGCACCAAACGAACCUUUUGCACUAUUCAUCAUUCGAUGGUAAUUUAUAUAUUUCGGCUAUUAUAUGAGAAAAAAACAUAGUCAUGUGGGAUUUUGUUUUAUUCGUCUCAUCGCAUAUUUUCAUGAUAUCAAAUUUCUAUAAUUUUUAGUUAUGUAUAACUCUAGAUAUUAGUGAUCCGACAAAUGCAUUGGAUUGUGUAAAAAUGUGUUUGGUGCAAGUAUUUUGGAACGAAGGAUGUAUAACCAAAGGGAUCGAUACAUGAAUCUAGAGCGUAGAAUAGUUCUUAUGAUCCACUCGUGGAAUAAAUGUGUAGUACAUGAGUAAACAGUUAAAUCAGGAACCUGCGUUUAUGGAACAUCAGUACAUGUGUAAAAGCUUUCAUGAGCUAUCUGUUUAGUCCAAGUGCUAACCAUUUGACCAUCAAGUAAACAUCCAUACAAAUUACAAAACUUGUACACCAGUUUGAAAUGCAUUGAUUCAAAGGUGCAAAUCCUUUUAUCCAAGAUUUUAAAUAAGAAUUACCGAAAGAAAAAUUACGAACUCUUAUUCUCUUCAACUCAAAAUUCAAAGCUAUAGUGUAAAAAUAAGGUCGCAUCACAUUCGGUAGCGUUGUAAAGGUUAUUAAAUGAACGAACCGAUAUUCUCCGCGUUGUAAAAGUGUAAAAGACCAACGUUUUAGGUCGUAUCACGAGAUAUCUUAUGGUUUCGGUUGAUAUUUAACUGUUAUGAUAAUCGUAUCACCGCUUCGUUACCGCAAUGACGACCGUUAGCUCAUUUUUACACUAUUGCUUGUACCACUUUCCCAGGUAAAAUCCUGGUUUGAUUCUUGCCACCCUCCCAUAACCUCCCCUUCCCUAAGCAAAAGGCAAAGCUUGCAUGGGUUCACACUUCAUCAAUGAAUGUUGUUACUUGUUGAGAUUAUUGAGAUGUUAUGGUCAAAACAUCAUGCAUAUUGAUUUAACAAUAGUGAAGAAAUUUCUUGUUUAUUUUAAUAAAAGUCAAUCGGAAACGGUCUCAUUUAUUAUCAUAAAUUUAACAUCGCAUACAUCUAACCCUUUCAUCUAAUGUUGUGCCACAUACUAUCACAAAGUUGUAAAAGUUUGUUAUUGACAGAACAAAAAUAAGAGAUGCAUGAAGAUGAAACACACAAGAAGCAUGUAGGCAUAGUCCUCAGCUACUCAAGACUCUCCUUUGUAGUUCCUUCUCAUUAUAUUACCCCAAAUUUGGCACCAUAGAUAGUGAACAAGAACCAAAAAAUACUUCGAAAAAAUGGUGAUAUUCCCUGGAUGUCUUCUAACCAAAAUCAUCAUCACUCGGUUGUUAUUGCUCGUGUUCUUUGUUAACUUCAUCCAAUCGCAAUUUACUCCAAAUGUCUCUUCACCUCCUACAAUGGCGGAGUGUGGUCCUCGCCUCAUUCCACUGGCUCCAUGUGCUCCGUUUGUUCAGGGGCAGUCUCCAGAUCCAACACAACAGUGCUGCAAUAACUUUAUUCAGGUGUACAAUCAACAGCGAGGUUGCCUUUGCCUUUUCCUCGAUGGGACUGCCUUGGCUUCACUGCCUAUCAACACGACCCUCGCUCUUCAAUUGCCUGGCAUUUGUAGUCCCCAACUCGACCCUUCUACGUGCUCACCUACAGGCGGAUCAGCGUCUCCUGUAUCACCAUCAUCUCAGAUUUCAUUCAGAAACAGUCCGAGUUCUGCCUCUGCAGGGGCACCAACUGUAGCAGUUGCACCACGGCCCAGCACUGUGAGGUUCGGUUUAGGUACGAGUUCAGCAAACAAACUAGUCGGGCGUCACUGGGGAGUCGUCGCAGCAGUGAUCUUUCUAUUCUUUGAAAAGUUCUUUUGAUAUAACUGAAGGUUCUAGAAGGAUAGGAUUUCCAUGUUUUCUGAUAGGAAUUAUGUAGUUAGUUAUCUUAGCAGUAGCAUGUAGGGUUUGCCGGGGUUUAGCAACAUAGUAUAUCUUUGUCCGUUUCAUGAUAUCGUCUUGAUUCAAUGAACGCUUAUUAUCAUCUAUGCGAAAACAGGAAUGGUCCUUCGUUUUUUACUUGUUUUGAUGUUGCGUUUAUAUAUGAUACAAUACACUACAACCAUGGAGACAAGCUAUAAGUACAAAUCUGCAAGAUUCUUGAUAGCUUUUGAGAUGGUACAUAGCAGAAGCAAAUAAACUUUCAUUCUAAACUUUAAUCUCUAAGUUUACACUUUUCUUACACGGGGAGCAUUGGCCUAUAUAUUACAAUGAUUCAGGACAAAUUUAGCGCAAAAACAGUACGUGUGCGUGUUAUAGAUCGAUAAGUGUACCCACAUAAACCAGUUGUACAUACGUUGUUCCAAUUCGUUGCAGCUAUCCCAAAGCUGGAGCCUCCUCUGCGGGAUUAGACUUGAAACAAUGUGUUUCGAUACAUGACCGUUAUUCCAAAGCUGGAGCCUCCUCGGUGGGAUUAGACUCGAAUACGUCUGUGUCGGAUGCCUCAGGUCCUUCUAAGAGGUCCUGUGAUUGGACUGAUUCCUUGUAUGCAGAAGUUUCUCUAAAAUCUGUAGCCCCAUCGUUAUAAGUAGCCACAGCAAUGCCACAUGCAACCAGC
Amaranthus tricolor (Joseph's coat) is the source of this 2814-nucleotide messenger RNA. RefSeq names its product non-specific lipid transfer protein GPI-anchored 10. Lineage: Eukaryota; Viridiplantae; Streptophyta; Magnoliopsida; Caryophyllales; Amaranthaceae. The transcript is spliced from 3 exons. Bases 1500 to 2078 code for a protein of 192 amino acids. The record is from RefSeq and is a predicted model, not a curated record.